GCCCGCGGCUCCCCGGGGGCCGCUGACCCGGAAGCGCUCUGCUCGCCCGACCGGCGCGGCGCGGCGGGGCUUGCUGCGGAGGUGGAAGAUGGCCGAGUCGCCAGAGGAGGUGGCGGUGCUGGUGCAGCGGGUGGUGAAGGAUAUUCGCAACGCUUUCCAGCGAAACCCUUACAUAGAUGAAAUUGGACUAAUACCCUGCCCUGAAGCCAGGUAUAACCGGAGCCCUAUUGUCUUGGUAGAAAACAAGCUUGGUGUGGAGAGCUGGUGUGUCAAGUUUCUUUUGCCAUAUGUCCACAAUAAACUUCUCCUCUACAGACAAAGAAAGCAAUGGCUGAACAAAGAUGAGCUAAUAGAUAUCACGUGUACACUGUUGCUGCUGAACCCCGACUUCACCACUGCUUGGAAUGUGAGGAAAGAAUUAAUACUGUCUGGCACUUUAAAUCCACUUAAAGACUUGCAUCUUGGAAAACUGGCAUUAACCAAGUUUCCAAAGAGUCCAGAAACAUGGAUUCAUAGACGCUGGGUGCUACAACAGCUAAUUCAGGAAAACUCCUUGCCUAGUCUUUUGACUAAAGGAAACUUGGGAGCACUAUCUGCGGAGAGAGUCCACCGACUCGUACAGGAGGAAAUGAAUGUCUGCUCGGAAGCUGCUGGGAGAUACCCAAGCAACUACAAUGCCUGGUCCCAUCGCAUCUGGGUUAUACAGCAUUUGGGAAAGCUGACUGUCAAGGUUCUCCUUGAUGAACUUUCAUCCACUAAAUACUGGGUAUCCAUGCAUGUCUCAGACCAUAGUGGAUUUCAUUACCGCCAGUUCUUACUCAAGUCCUUGAUAGGCAGAACGGUGACUGACAAUAAUACACUAGUUCAAAAUCAAAUGGUAAAUGAGCAAAAGGAUGAGGGGAACGCAGGGGCAGAAGCUGCCUUCACAGAGGAGCAGAGCGUGGAUCUUCCUCACCACUUAGAAGAAGAGUUGGAGCUGUGCACUGAACUGAUUGAUAGUUACCCAGGACAUGAAACCUUGUGGUGUCAUAGAAGGCAUGUAUUCUACCUUCAGCACCGCUUAAGCAACAAGCUUCCUCUUCUGAGCACAAUGGUACCAUCUGUGGAUAGCAGUGAUGAAACUCUGAGUAAUUCCCACCACAGUCCUGCGACAAGCCUCAUGGCACAAGCUAUGGAUGUUGAUGGUUUGAAUGAAACCAGCACCAAACAAGGUUAUACCCAAGAAACAAAACGCCUGAAGCGUGCUCCUAUGCAGGACUCUCUUGGUCUAGAAAUGGAAUACAAGUUUAUUGAUAGUGUAUUAUCAACUUGUAGGGAUGUGGACCAAGUCAGGUUUGCCACUGCUUAUAGGAAAUGGUUAGUUACUUUUUUAGAUCAGUGAAGAACAGUUAAAAGCCUUCAAGGUUGUUCUCUUAGUGCAAUAUUCUCUUCAGACACAGAUGCAUGUCUUGGUUGCAAGUGUUAGCUAACCAUGUGUCUCUCAGUCUUUAAUGGUCAGUCCUAAAGUUCAUAUUCAGAGUAGAAGUCUAUCACUUUAUGAAAGAACUGACAUACCUUUUUAUUAAGUAAAUGCAGUUUGGUCUUUAAUUUUUUAAGAAGUCUCUGUCAGCUUCCUACCAUGCCUUUUUCUUACUUUCCAACUUCUGCAAUAAGAUGGACUCUGAAUCAUUUGGCUUUAAAAGAAAAAUGCUUUUGAAAUGGAGUUUGUGGACUGGAAUAGAAGCAUAUAUGAGUAUCAGCUAAAACUAUUUCCAGGUCGUUCCUCUUUACUGUAGUGGAAUUUUGCUAAUGUACUUCAUUGAAUUCCAACUAUAUUGAGAAACACGCCAGACUGCAGUGUUUCUUUCUCAAAGCUCCAGUAACAGUAUCAAAACCAUGCCUCUUGUUAUAGUAACUGGGGAUUCUUUUCUUAUUACUUGUCCUAGAAGUUUGUUAGGAAAGCUGAUGAAGUAGAAACCCUGAAAAAGGAGAUGCAGGAAAAUGUGACAGAAAGUAGUUCAAACACAUGUUCACACUUGCACCUACAGUUAAGGCUAUAUUUGGAAAUGCUUUUCUUAGACUGUUUUACCUUCGUUUCCUAUUUGGUUUGUUGGUUUUGUUUCCUCAGUGGUCCAGAAUUUAUGAUACUUCAUAGACAUCUUUGAAUGUAUUAUGUACACUACAGAAUCUCAACCUGCUAAAUCACACACUGAUAACUUGUGCUUAACCAAGACCAUGCAAGUCCAGUAGAUGAUGAAGCAAAAGGUAAUUCUUGUAACUGGUCACUGAGACUAUACAAUUCAAACGAACAAACAAACAACAUCAACAACAAAAAGCCAGUAGGAGAGAGCUAUCUCUUCACUUGUUGUUUUACAGAGCUCCAGUGUAUUUUUUU
Messenger RNA from Pogoniulus pusillus (Red-fronted tinkerbird), 2374 nucleotides. It is a transcript of the gene PTAR1, whose product is annotated as protein prenyltransferase alpha subunit repeat containing 1. Bases 89 to 1381 code for a protein of 430 amino acids. Gene Ontology annotation, cellular component: cytoplasm. Lineage: Eukaryota; Metazoa; Chordata; Aves; Piciformes; Lybiidae. The transcript is spliced from 7 exons. Gene Ontology annotation, molecular function: protein prenyltransferase activity. Gene Ontology annotation, biological process: protein prenylation. The record is from RefSeq and is a predicted model, not a curated record.